AUGGAAUGGCGGGACGAGAAGAAGGCACUGCUUGCGACGAUCCAGAGGCAAGAACAGGAGGCUGUGGCGCUCGCCAGACGUUUCAAGCUACUAGAGCAAACGUUAAAGGAGCAGCAGAAACUGCUGGAUAGAUACCAGCGUGCGCUCUGGGCUGUUCGAGCCAAGUCCCCCUCCUUAGCAGCAAAAGUGUCAACAAUUGACAAGAAAAGAAAUCAAUCACCUUUGAUAAAACCCAAAACGUGUAAAAAACCCAGAAUUGAAACGACUGAAAUUGGCAACAAGUCAUUUUCAAUGGAACAGACGUGGGUGAAGAAGAAAAAGACAUCAGAUUUAGAGACGAGUGUUGAAGUUCUUAUACCACUUCAAGUUAAGGAAAAGAUUGACGAGAAGAAGACGACAAUUUUCAAGCCAAUUGUUCAAAAACGCAACCGCGGUUUGGCUUCUACAUGGGCAGAAGAAAAGCAAAAGAUGUUAAAGAAGUCCAAGUGGGAACAGAAUCUCGAACUGGCAGCAAUAGGACCAUCUGACAAGGUAAAUCUUCAGGUAGACCAGACGUCAGACCGACCAAAAUCUUUUGCGUACAUUGAAGUGGUGCGGAAUAAAGAGGAGAGAAAAGCUCUCUUGGGUCAUGAUUGCAUCGAGUGCAAGAAAUACUACGAUGCACUUGGAGAAAUUGGGACUGUUGAUGCGGCGGCGCAGAAACACAAGUGUUCACGUCAUCGUGCGAGGUUCGAACCGUACCAGACACCUGACGAUUUCUGGAGGUUAAGCUUUCCUGACUCGGAACCUCAAUAA
This is a messenger RNA of Peronospora farinosa, 795 nucleotides long. NCBI's taxonomy places the organism in Eukaryota, Oomycota, Peronosporomycetes, Peronosporales, Peronosporaceae. The record is from the annotation of a GenBank genome assembly.